AGCUUGGCAACGCUAACAAGAAACUGCAUUCGUAUUGUUAGUGGGGGUGCGUCUCAUGUGUGUGUACGUGUGUGCAAGUUUUUUAUUGUGUUUUGUUGCAUUUAUUUAUAACAAAAGUAACAUUUGAUUGAAUGAAAACUGAUUAAGCACACGCGGAAAUAGCCAACAAUUCGAAAAGCCCAAAAAAAGUUUUAGUUUAUAUGCACAAAAUGCAGCCGCCAACUGCAACGCAAAUAACGGAUUGUGACGUCACACGUGCGCAAGUUGAUGUCGACGUCGACGACGACGCUGGCUGCAGCCCAGUCGCUGCUAUCAGUUGGAAAACAAACGCGCAGCCGAACGGGCUGAAGCAGAAGCAGCGCAUAUACACCUCAACCCCCAAAGACAAGUUGAAGCAACAACAACCACAGCGCAACGACGCCAUUGGUUUUUGUAAUUUAGCCAAAGCAAUACGAAAACAUUACAUUUACGUGGGUGAAGGCAGCGCUGCCGCUGUGGUCAAGGGAAAAGGAGAACAAGGGCAAGGGCCAAGCUUUUUUGAUGAGCGUGUGAUAGCGUUUUUAAUAUUAUUUGGCAUUCUAAUUAUUGUCUACCGAAUAGUCAGUUUAACAAUGUCGUUGAUCAAUAGCAACAUGGUGCAGGAGCUCAGCAGCUAUGUGCAGGCACAGCUGAGUGCUGCCUUGGAUUGGACAGAGGAGCACCAACUGAGCUCCAAGCUGAGCCCAUUGUUGUGUGGCUUCCUCGUGGCGUCCUUUUUCUACGGAAUGGUUUACAUGGACAGCCUGGAUCCUGGUGUGAAUCCACCUACACCUUUUACCACACGUUCCAAGCAGCGCAAUCGAAACACAUUGCAGUUAAGCUAUUUGGGAGCAAUCGGAACGGGAAUUAUGGUCACUCUCAUAAUGUAUCUAGAUUUGUAAUAAUUUCCAUUUAAACAAACAUGGCAACAGUAUUAGUAUUUAAACCAGUCCAAUUAAUUGUUAAUUGUAAACACUUUCCUUAUUUAAUUUAAUUUAAUUUAUUUGUAAUUGUGCAAUGUUCUUGAAGUAAAACAAAAACACACAUAUUAUUUGUAUUCUUAAAUGAAUUUAAUGAAGCUACAGAAGCUAAAAUGAAAUUGUUGAAACUUUAAAGGCACAUAUGAAGUUACUAACUGUUAAUUCUAAGUAAAGAAAUUAUAUUAUGUAUAUAUACGUAUAACCAACUUAUUUAUGAAAAUGUGUAAAGUACAAAGUGAAAUUAUACAGCUACAAAUAUUGUACUAA
Molecule: messenger RNA, 1265 nt
Organism: Drosophila innubila
Lineage: Eukaryota; Metazoa; Arthropoda; Insecta; Diptera; Drosophilidae
Exons: 3
Coding region: 201-920 (239 amino acids)
Source: RefSeq, a predicted model, not a curated record